Miscanthus lutarioriparius is the source of this 1905-nucleotide messenger RNA. The record is from the annotation of a GenBank genome assembly. NCBI's taxonomy places the organism in Eukaryota, Viridiplantae, Streptophyta, Magnoliopsida, Poales, Poaceae.
AUGGAGCAGGAGCUGCUGAAGAUCCUGCGCGGCCUCAAGUCCCCGCGCCACCUGCUUCAGACCCACGCCCAGCUCCUCGCCCGCGGCCUCUCCGCGAGUCCACGCCUCCUCCCGGCCCUCGUCUCCGCCGCGUUCUCCAUCUCCUCCUCGUCCCCGCGCCAGGCCGCCGCCGCGGCGAUCCUUCACGCUGCCGGCGCCGGCGCCUCCACCGUAGCUCACAACACCCUCAUCGAGCGCCUCGCCGGGCGCGGCGGCGGCGGCGGCGGCCGGGACUGCUCCGCGGCGGACGCGUUCGCGGCCUACGCCGCGAUGCGUGCGGCAGGGGUGUCCCCCAACGGGUUCACCUUCACCUUCCUGCUUCGCGCGUGCGAAUCACUGAGGCGGCUGCCGCUGUGCCGGUGCGUCCAUGGACAGGUCUUGAGGUCUGGGUUCGGCUCCGACGUUGUCGUGCAGAACGCUCUCCUCAACGUGUACUACAAGUGCAGCGACCGGGGUGAUGUUGGGGUCGCUCGCAAGGUGUUCGAUGAAAUGGCUGAUAGGGACGUGGUUUCUUGGAACUCCAUAGUUGGUGUGUACAUGUCGAGCGGAGAUGCGACAGGGGCCAUGGAGUUGUUUGAGGCGAUGCCGGAGAGGAACGUUGUCUCCUGGAACACUGUUGUCGCUGCAUUCACGAGGGUGGGGGACAUGGUGUCGGCACGUGCUGUGUUUGAUAGGAUGCCGAUCAGGGAUGCCAUUUCUUGGAAUCUCAUGAUCUCAGGGUAUGCAGCAAGUGGCAAUGUUGAGUCUGCAAGGUCACUUUUUGAUCUAAUGGAUCGGAAGGAUGUGGUUUCGUGGACAGCUAUGGUCUCUGCCUAUGCAAAGAUUGGGGAUCUAGAUUCAGCUAGAGUGCUGUUUGAUCAGAUGCCUGAUAAGAACUUGGUUUCGUGGAAUGCAAUGAUAACAGGGUACAACCACAACUCAAGGUAUGAUGAGGCACUGCGCACGUUUCAGCAGAUGAUGCUUGAGGGAAGAUUCAUGCCUGAUGAAGCAACAUUAGUAAGUGUCGUCUCAGCCUGCGCUCAGCUGGGCAGUGUUGAAUACUGCAACUGGAUCAGUUCUUACAUUAGUAAAAACAACAGUCAUAUAACUGUUGCAUUAGGAAAUGCUCUCAUAGACAUGUCUGCAAAAUGUGGAGAUGUAGGAAGGGCACGGUUAGUUUUUAAUAAAAUGAAAACAAGAUGUGUCAUUACAUGGACAACAAUGAUAUCUGGUUUUGCUUAUAAUGGACAGUUUAGAGAAGCUCUGUUGAUCUACCAUGAUAUGUGCAGAGAAGGAGUCACACUGGAUGAUACAGUCUUUGUUGCUGCACUUGCUGCUUGUGCUCAUGGAGGUUUAUUGCAAGAAGGUUGGAGCAUCUUUAAGCAAAUGGUUGAGCACUAUGGGAUUGUGCCAAGGAUGGAGCAUUAUGGAUGCAUAGUGGAUCUACUUGGUCGAGCUGGUAAGUUACAGGAGGCAGUUCGAUUUAUUGAAAGCAUGCCUCUUAAGCCUGCAGUUGUCAUUUGGGUAACUUUGCUUAGUUCUUGCAUUACACAUGGUGAUGCAGAGUUGACAGAGUAUGUCAGUGCAAGGGUAGUUGAAAUAGAACCUUUUAAUUCUAGUUAUCAAGUGUUGGUUUCCAAUUGUAGCGCCCUAGAGGGAAGGUGGGGCAGUGUGAUGGAUGCACGCAGAAUAAUGCGUGACCGGGGAGUUGAGAAAACACCUGGUAGUAGCUUGAUUCAGGUAGGAAAUGAGGUACAUGAGUUUUUGGCUAAAGACACAAGGCACAAGAAAAGGAAAGAGGUAUAUGAAACUUUGGAUGGUUUAAUAGCCCUCAUCAGACAUACAGAGCACACCCCUUGGAUAAGUUAUUGCAGCACACUUGAGUAA